This is a messenger RNA of Alosa sapidissima (American shad), 1721 nucleotides long. RefSeq lists its product as uncharacterized. NCBI's taxonomy places the organism in Eukaryota, Metazoa, Chordata, Actinopteri, Clupeiformes, Clupeidae. Gene Ontology annotation, molecular function: nucleic acid binding; zinc ion binding. The record is from RefSeq and is a predicted model, not a curated record. The transcript has 2 exons. Bases 367 to 1476 code for a protein of 369 amino acids.
ACCCCUGCCAUCCAUUUUAAACGAAGAAAAGAAAUAAUAAAUAUAACAUUGUUUAUACUACUGCCUCUGUCCUCAUCCAUUUAGUUGGAUAAACCUGAGGGCCCUGUCACAUUUGGCGCUGCGAGCAGGGUUCAUGAAGAGGCUGUUAAAUUAUUUUUUUUUCUGUUUGUUUUGAUCUUUGGUGUUGUGUGAGUGAACAUCUUUUACCAUAGUUGCUAGUUAGCUGUUUGGGGAAAACAGUGGUUGAAGAGUGUGUUCGUCCCAUUCCUGGAAGCAAGAAGGCCGGGCCGAAGGAACUUCUAAUUCCCGUCGUCAACACCAUUGCUGGAGCGUUGGCGCCUGCAUAGUGCUUCACUAAGUGUAAGGAUGGACAAUGAGGAGAUGGCAGCUCAACUUAGAACCCUGACUGAGCUUGUGCAGCAAUUGCAGGCAGACAACACAAAACUUAGGGAAGAGGUCGCCCAAAGGUCAGUUCCGCCAACACCCGAUAGUUUGCCAGGUCAGUCCCCUAGGCCUGGUCCUGUAAAUGAGGCCGUUAGACCAGCCCCAACUGGAGUAGUAGAACGCUAUGUGUAUAUCCCUCGUGAGCGUAAGUGCCCACGGUUCUCUGGGAGACUGUCUCAUGAUUCUUUAACGGUGGAGGAUUGGGUGGAGGAGGCCCGCCGCCACUUAUCUUCACGGCAUAUGCCACUUUCCGAACAGGUUUUGACUAUUUUUGAUUUGUUAGAUGGUGAGGCCAGGACCGAGGUUAAGUUUCGCCCUGCUUCCGAUAGAGAUGACCCCGAUAAGAUCUUUGGUAUACUUACCAGUAUUUAUGGUUGCUCCCACUCCUAUAUUAGUCUACAGAAGCAGUUUUUCCAGCGACGGCAACUUGCAGGGGAGUCUUUGAGGGAAUACUCCCAUGCUCUUAUGCACAUGAUGGAAGCUGUAAAGAGGAGGGAUCCGGUCUGUUUUGCGAAUCCUGAUGUGGUAUUGCGUGAUCAGUUCAUAGAGCAUGUAGGGGACAGUAUGUUGAAACGGGAGCUGCGACGUCAAGUACGGCUCCACCCAACUAUCACUUUCUAUGAUGUCCGUAGUGAAGCUAUUCGUUGGGUAGAGGAGGGUGAGCACUCUAGUGACCCUAGGCCCCGUGCACAUUCCUGUAGUACCAAUGUAGUCCAAGAGCAUGAUGUUGACUCCAACGCAGUGUCUGUUAAGCCUACCAAUGAGUUGACUGAGCUAAAAGAGAGUCUCCGUAAGCAACAGUCUCAAUUAGACACCAUUUUGCGCCGUCUCGAUUCCCCUUUGCUACCUGACCAGUCCAUCCGUAGGCCACUUGUGCGUAGCUCUCGUUAUCGUUUCCAAGCUGAUGGCAAGCCCAUAUGUUUGCGAUGUAACCAACCUGGCCAUAUUGCACGUUUUUGUCAACCUCCAAAUGCUGCUCCUAGAGCAGAGAUAGAGUCCCACUCUCUCCCUCGGCAGCAGCCGGAAAACUAGUACCCCCUGACGUUAUGGCCCAAACGUUGGGUGGGGAGUCAUUGGGCUUGACAUUAAUAGGCACACGACAACUCAUUGGCAAAUGUCCAGUAGUAGAGGUUAAGAUUGGGGGUGUGGCGGUGGCUUGCUUGCUGGACACUGGCUCUAUGGUGACUACAGUCACCCAGAAAUUUUUCGAGCAGCAGUUACAACCCCUUUUUCACACUGGUUUACAAUCUUGUAACUGGCUUAAGUUAAAAGCAGCA